AUGGGAAUACGCAGGCGCUUCAAGCGACAUGCUAUUGUCGCAAUUGUCCUGGUCGCCACGGUCAUCUGGUUGCUGCAUUCAUUUGGAGAGGAGGAGGCGGAAGUGGCCAGUGAUACGCCGUUGCUGCUAAAAUACAUUUCUCCGCCCAGCGGAAAAGGAGGUGUAUGGUAUAUUCCUCCUUCAUGGCUGGGAAAUGGUACGACUGUACCAGAGAGCAUUGUCGAAGCAGCAAAACUAGCUUCCGACAGAGCGCAAGCGCCUCAGAGACAGAUACCCCUGUCCAGCAUCCCGAGGAUCGUCCAUCAAACAUGGAAGAACACCGAUCCGCAGAUAUGGCCUCAGCCAAUCCGGCAGAGCACGGAGAAAUGGCUGCGAGCUGUCGAAGAGGAUCAGAUGGCUUACUUCCUCUGGGGCGACGAGGGGAUCGACCAGUUCAUUAAGCACUUCGAGCCUGGACUGGAGAAGCAAUUCUACGCGCUUGCUAGUAACGUCGAAAGAACAGAUGUCUUUCGUGUUCUGGUUUCGAAGUGGAUCGGUGGUGUGUACGGAGAUAUGGACACUGAGCCGCUCCGCAAACCCAACAACUGGAUUAACGCCUCGGACAUUCAGCCCUGGCGCGACCCGGAAACAGGCGACGUGUACACGUCCACCAAGCCUGUCGGCGCAAUCGUCGGUCUGGAGGCUGAUUGUUCUCCUGAUAGCGAUAUGUACUGGCGGAUGGGGUAUACCUACCCGGUGCAAUUAACGCAAUGGGCUUUUGCCUGGGCGCCGGGACAUCCCAUCCUCCAGCUGUUCAUUGAUAGAUUCUCUGCAUCGAUGCAGGAGAUGUCGAGCGAGGCAGCAAAAGACACAGUCGAUCCGCUGAUUCUGACCGGCCCGGUUGCGUUCACCGAGGCGGUGCAGAGUUGGUUGAUGGCGACUACAGGGCUACGGUGGAAUGCGCUGACGGGAUUGCAUGAUGGGGGGAAGAGUAAGCUUGUGGAGGAUGUCUUGGUUCUUCCGAUUACGGGGUUCAGCCCGGGGAGAGGCAAAUAUGGCAAUAUGGGCUCGAAACCCACGACAGACCCGUCUGCGCGACUACUCCAUCGAGCGCAGGGAUCGUGGAGGAAGUUUGAUAUCAUAGUGGAGUAUGGAAAAUUCUGUCGGACGGUGUUUGGUCGGUGCAGGGAGUGGACCAAAGUCCCUCAUACAUCUUAA
Molecule: messenger RNA, 1197 nt
Organism: Aspergillus pseudoviridinutans
Lineage: Eukaryota; Fungi; Ascomycota; Eurotiomycetes; Eurotiales; Aspergillaceae
Gene: och3
Product: glycosyltransferase family 32 protein
Exons: 3
Coding region: 1-1197 (398 amino acids)
Biological process (GO): protein N-linked glycosylation
Cellular component (GO): mannan polymerase complex
Molecular function (GO): alpha-1,6-mannosyltransferase activity
Source: RefSeq, a predicted model, not a curated record